Iphiclides podalirius (scarce swallowtail) is the source of this 879-nucleotide messenger RNA. The record is from the annotation of a GenBank genome assembly. NCBI's taxonomy places the organism in Eukaryota, Metazoa, Arthropoda, Insecta, Lepidoptera, Papilionidae.
AUGGGCAGCCCCGUCCGGACCGAUUCAUUCUUAGCCACCCGCGAGCGGAGAUUCCGCGUACCGGCCUCCCUGCCCGUUCCUCGUGCACGCGGAACGGUGUCGGCAAUUAGUCGGGCAUCCAUAGCGGCCGGACCCUGCAACCGAUACGGGUCCGAAUACCGACGGCGUCUAGCCUUUUUGCCCGACACCGCGCCGCCUCGCCAGCUGUCGGCGCGUUUGUUGGAUGUAUUACGCGCGGUCGACGGAAGCGCUUUACGCGUGGCUGCGCAGCGGCCGCGAAUGCGGCGCUGCUAUCGCGACGGCAGCAAAAAGCGGCUGCGAGCGCUUCCCUCGCUGUGCACCGUACCGGAUAGAUCGAUGUUAACGAAUAGCGAUUUGGCGUGCGCUGUCGAGCCGCCAUCGGGAUGCCCGACACGUACGCUCCUCCACAACGGGCCGUCCCCGAGGCGGCUUAGCGAGGAAUUCUUCAAUAUCCUCAACCCCUCCCCCCGAGCUCCCCACCUUCCCCCCGCGAGGAAUCCGCGUGUGUCGAUGCCGUUAGCUCAAAGAGUUGUGGAGGUGAAGAGAGUGGACGCACUAGGCGCGCGGAGGCAAGACGUCCCCCGCGACAGAUGGCGGGGCCGCAUGCUCCCUUUUCAAUUGCCCCUCUCCCGGCUCAUCCACCCGGGGUUUUUUCGACCCCCUCGCCGCCGUUGCCGCUCCGCAUUGUCCGGGGUGAGCCCGAGCUUCGCCCGGAACUCGCAUUGCACCGGGGCGGAGCGGCCCACGGCGCUCCGACUGUGCGAAUGCGCCUCGCGAUCAUCUGGGAGCAUUGUGACGGCAACGCGGGGAUUAGGCGUGGUGCUGAUCGUAGCGCGGCCUAAUGAACCGCGCGUUGUC